UUUUUAGAAUUUGUGAUAAAAUCGGUGAAUAGAAGAGCGUUUUAAAGUACUAAUGUGAUGGAAUCUAUAAAUCAGUGCCACUGCUGCCUGCAGCGGCCUUCGGCGAAAGAUUUGAGGACACCGUACACUCGUCUCGGCAUAACGGAAAUAUACUCGGUCAUGAUCGAAGAAUGCUUUGUAAUCAAACUGACACCAAGCAACAAUGGCAAGAGUGGUAUCUGCGAGGUGUGUCUGGGGCGGCUGCGGGAGGCGUGCCACUUCAAGAUGCAGGUGCAGCACUGCCAGGCCGAGCUGCAGGAGAGGUUAGAGGGAGGACUGAGGGUCAAAGAUGAGGAAGACUUUGUUGGACCACCUGAAGAUGGCGCGUGCAGCGAGCCUUUGGAGCCGUCUCUACGUAAGUAUCUAAAGUGGUAUUCAGAACUUGGUAGCAUAAAUUGGCAGCAGUUAUAA
Messenger RNA from Cydia splendana, 450 nucleotides. RefSeq lists its product as uncharacterized. Gene Ontology annotation, cellular component: nucleus. Gene Ontology annotation, molecular function: zinc ion binding. The coding region runs from base 58 to 450 and encodes 130 amino acids. The transcript has 3 exons. Lineage: Eukaryota; Metazoa; Arthropoda; Insecta; Lepidoptera; Tortricidae. The record is from RefSeq and is a predicted model, not a curated record.